Tuber melanosporum (Perigord truffle) is the source of this 427-nucleotide messenger RNA. RefSeq lists its product as uncharacterized. Lineage: Eukaryota; Fungi; Ascomycota; Pezizomycetes; Pezizales; Tuberaceae. The coding region runs from base 1 to 189 and encodes 62 amino acids. The record is from RefSeq and is a predicted model, not a curated record. The transcript is spliced from 2 exons.
AUGGGGGGGAAAAGGAUUCCAACAUCGGCUGAACAGCCACCUGCCACCGCCUUGCCGCCAGCAUACUGUACUCGUUACUCGAGUACUCGAGUAACUUGCUGCAUCCUUCCUGCAGAUGAAUCACCGGGAUCACUCGGUUCGCAAUUUCUCUCCUCACCCCUCGGAUUCUUAUCGCGCCGGCCAACUUGACACAAGUUACCUCGUCAUUCCUGCCUCCACACAGUGCUCGUAUCGUAUGACACGGGUGUAUCAUACGAGGCCUACCUUACAUUACGGUGCGAGUACAGUAUUGCAUGGCGGGUUCUGGUGGCUGCAAGAGCAAAUUGAGACCGACCAAGCAAAGCUGAAAGCCACACACCUUUUCCUUCCAAAAGUACUAUAUAAGAAAAAAGAAAGAAAGCGACAUCACACCGAUUGUCCCACUCAA